Molecule: messenger RNA, 1650 nt
Organism: Capronia epimyces CBS 606.96
Lineage: Eukaryota; Fungi; Ascomycota; Eurotiomycetes; Chaetothyriales; Herpotrichiellaceae
Exons: 4
Coding region: 1-1650 (549 amino acids)
Source: RefSeq, a predicted model, not a curated record
AUGUCGAGGCCGGCCUCGAGAAACAGUUCGCAUCUGGAGCCGCCUGGGAAAGGCGUCGAACUGGUCGACCCGGGCGCACACGACUUAUCCUCAGAAGGUGAAGAAGAGUACUUCUCAGAUGCCUCGGAAGGCCGAAGGCGGACCUCGAGGCCGGUCACCCCUUCGUCCCCGAUUCCACAGACACGAAUAGAGAAGAUCGAUUCUGUCCCAAGCCAUGGCGAGGUUCCUGGGACACCUGCCUACGAAAAAAGAACGAGGGAUGCAGUGCCUGACCAGGUCGAGAUACUUCCCCCCGAUGGACAGAAUCCUGCGACUGGCUCGGGAGGUACUGUGGAAGAGGAGGUCGACCCGGAAUCUCCAAGCCACAGUGAAAUCCCUGGGACUCAGGCGAAUCUACAACAACAGAAGAAUACAGCUCCGGAUCUGGUCCUCGCAAACCCUGAACAAGGGAAGAGCCGAAUACGGGUUGAAGAGGAGGAUGAUCUCGACGACGUAGACUCUGAGAUACCCACAUCGAAUACCCCCAUUCCAGAGACGGUCAUCACACGGGUCGAUUCCAAACCAGCGUACGGCGAGGUUCCGGGAACCGAAGCGUACGAAAAGCGCACUCUAGAUGCAGUCCCGGACAUUUUAGAGAUUAAGGACAACACUUCAGGGUCACCAACACUCAGCAGAUCCGUGACAGAAUCAAGACAUGAACCCGCGUCUCAAAACGAACAUGGCGGGAACGCUGAUGCCGGACACGAUUUUGGAGACGACUUUGACGACUUUGAGGAGGGCGCCCAGGCUGGAGCUGAUGAUGACUUUGGGGACUUUGACGGAGGGUUCCAGGAGGCUGAAGCCGAAGCCGAAGCUGGGACUGCGGAGAGCCCUCCUGUAUCUACCAUUGCAAACAAUGACAUACCCGCCGACCCGUUUACCCUGAUAGACUUCGAAAAGCUAUCGUCGUUGCAAGAGCAGCUCAAAGCCACUCAGAUUCAUCUGGAUGCCAUGUUCCCAUCUUCUUCCGCCGACCAAAUAUCUCACCUCCCACAACCAGACCCAAUACCCGACGCCUCCCCAGUCUUUCCAUCCGACAGGUCACAGUCCCUAUGGAAACAACUAAUCACACCUCCUCCAUUGCAACCGCCCAACUGGACGCAAUCUAGAAUUCGACGUCUUUUCCUAGUUAGUCUAGGUGUUCCUGUUGAUCUCGACGAAAUCUUGCCACCGUCGAAGCAGAAGAAGCUAGUCCUACCAGAUAUCAACCUGGAGCCGUCGUCCCGAAAGUCGGAAUCCGACAAGACAAUUGGCUCUGUAGCGCGGCUGAAAGCACAGGCUGCCAACGACUCGACCGGUUCGGUGGAUAGCACCCAAUCUGGUGCAAAGGAGCGGCCUGGUCGGUCUAGAAGACCCAAGGGCCCUCCCCCACCUCCCGAGCUUGACCUUGUAGCGGUGAAGCGUCUUUGCGCGACGACAGAUGAGAAGCUAGACGGCUUUACGGACGAGGAGCUGCAAGCCCAUGUCAAAGAGCUCAAGGACGUCACAGAAAGAACGUCGGAGUUAUUGGAGUACUGGUUGAAACGGCGGGAUGGGUUACGGAAAGAAAAGGAAGCCUUCGAGGGCGUGAUAGAGAAUCUUGUCAGGCAUGCGAGACGGGUUCGGAAAUAA